UGUUUGUCUUAUGUAAUGCCCGAGUGCUAUAACGUGUCUGUUCUGGUUUGUGUUUUUAGGGAUCAGACGGGAAUCUCUAAUUUAUUGCGUGCUGAGUGUUCUGGCUGGUGAAAAUCAUGUCGUCCAUAUUGCCGUUCACUCCACCGGUUGUGAAGAGACUUCUGGGGUGGAAAAAAUCUGCUGGUGGCUCUGGAGGGGCUGGUGGUGGUGAGCAGAACGGUCAGGAGGAAAAGUGGUGUGAAAAAGCGGUGAAAAGCCUGGUGAAGAAGCUGAAGAAAACAGGGCAGCUGGAUGAGCUUGAGAAGGCAAUUACCACUCAAAAUUGCAAUACAAAAUGUGUGACGAUACCAAGCACUUGCUCUGAAAUUUGGGGACUGAGUACACCAAACACGAUAGAUCAGUGGGAUACAACAGGCCUUUACAGCUUCUCUGAACAAACCAGAUCUCUCGAUGGCCGUCUACAGGUAUCUCAUCGUAAAGGAUUACCACAUGUUAUUUACUGUCGCUUGUGGCGCUGGCCAGAUCUGCACAGUCACCAUGAACUUAAAGCAAUCGAAAACUGUGAAUAUGCUUUUAAUCUUAAAAAGGAUGAAGUAUGUGUAAACCCUUACCACUACCAGAGAGUGGAAACACCAGUCUUGCCUCCUGUGCUAGUGCCUCGGCACACCGAGAUCCUGACAGAACUUCCACCUCUCGAUGACUAUACCCAUUCCAUUCCUGAAAACACUAACUUUCCAGCUGGAAUUGAACCACAGAGCAAUUACAUACCAGAAACACCACCUCCAGGAUACAUCAGUGAAGAUGGAGAGACAAGUGACCAGCAGUUGAACCAAAGCAUGGAUACAGGAUCUCCAGCAGAGCUGUCUCCUAGUACUCUCUCCCCAGUUAAUCACAGCCUGGACUUGCAACCAGUUACUUAUUCAGAGCCUGCGUUCUGGUGUUCAAUAGCAUAUUAUGAAUUGAAUCAAAGAGUAGGAGAAACCUUCCAUGCUUCGCAACCUUCACUGACUGUAGAUGGCUUUACAGAUCCAUCAAAUUCAGAACGAUUUUGUCUAGGUCUGCUUUCCAAUGUAAACAGAAAUGCUACAGUGGAAAUGACAAGGCGACACAUAGGAAGGGGAGUACGUCUCUACUACAUUGGUGGGGAAGUUUUUGCUGAGUGCCUAAGUGAUAGUGCAAUUUUUGUUCAGAGCCCCAACUGUAAUCAAAGAUACGGCUGGCAUCCUGCAACUGUGUGCAAAAUUCCACCAGGAUGCAAUCUAAAAAUCUUUAAUAACCAGGAAUUUGCUGCUCUUCUGGCUCAAUCUGUGAAUCAGGGUUUUGAAGCAGUCUAUCAACUUACUAGAAUGUGUACCAUAAGAAUGAGCUUUGUUAAAGGAUGGGGAGCUGAAUACAGGCGGCAGACGGUCACAAGCACUCCCUGCUGGAUUGAGCUCCAUCUGAACGGACCUCUGCAAUGGUUGGACAAAGUAUUGACUCAGAUGGGCUCCCCUUCAGUACGCUGCUCCAGCAUGUCGUAAAACUCCUUCCUCCAUUACCAGUGGGCUAAAUACCAAGUCCAGUCAACAGACUUAAUAUAACAGCUCGUCUGUCAUAGUAUUUGUGUGUGGUCCCCAUGAACUGUUUACUAUCCAAAAAGUUUAAAAAA
Molecule: messenger RNA, 1648 nt
Organism: Tinamus guttatus (white-throated tinamou)
Lineage: Eukaryota; Metazoa; Chordata; Aves; Tinamiformes; Tinamidae
Source: RefSeq, a predicted model, not a curated record